AUGUGUGGCAGAUACGCACUGUCGCUGCGCCCGUCAGCAGUCCGUCGCAGACUGCAAGACGAAAACAUGCCCGCCGACGAAGCUCCUGACGACGACGACAAUGACACCCGUCAAACCUACAACUUUGCUCCUGGCAAUCACGGCUUGGUCUAUCGCGCAAAUGUCCCCGACUCGGGAGCUGGUACCCAAUCACAAGACAAAGACAAGACCGCCGUCGUCGAUGACGCUGCUACCACCGAAACUCGCUACAAGCUGCAAUCCAUGAAAUGGGGUCUUAUACCUUUCUGGACAAAGAGACAGCCCGAUUAUGCCAACAUGAUGCGUACUAUCAACUGCAGAGACGACUCUCUUGCCACACCGGGUGGUCUUUGGAACACCAUGAAGCAGCGCAAGAGAUGUAUCGUCGUGUGUGAAGGCUUCUACGAAUGGCUCAAGAAGAACAACGGAAAGGAUCGAGUGCCUCACUUUGUAAAGAGAAAGGAUGGCCAGCUUAUGUGUUUCGCUGGUUUGUUCGAUUGUGUUCAGUACGAAGGCCAGCCCGACAAGCUCUACACCUACACCAUCAUCACGACCGAUUCGAACAAACAGCUCAAGUUUUUGCAUGAUCGCAUGCCUGUCAUACUCGAUGCCGGCUCGGAUGCCCUCAAGACCUGGCUUGAUCCUGCAAGGUCAGAAUGGUCGACAGAGUUGCAAUCGCUCCUCAAACCCUACCAUGGUGAGCUUGAGUGCUACCAAGUUGACAAAGCUGUCGGCAAAGUGGGCAACAACUCUCCAUCCUUCAUCGUUCCCAUUGACAGCAAGGAGAACAAGAACAACAUUGCCAACUUCUUUGGCAACCAGAAGAAGCAGGCCAAGAGUGCCAACGAGGAGAGCAUAGUAAAGAAGGAGGAAGAAGACCUUCGAUCUGCCGAUGCUCAGAUAAAGCAAGAGCCUGACGAAGAACGCACUACUGUCAUUGACCCCCAGAACACAGAAGACAAUGCUCCUCGACCUGAGCCCAGCCACUCUUUGGAAGAUAAAUUGUCGACUGGAGUCAAACGCGAACAUUCGCCUGAUGGCUCCGAUGAUCAAAAACCAUCACCAAAAGUCCAGAAAUCAGGGGAUGGUUCGAGUGCCACCAGUCGCUCUGCGUCUAGCCGUACUAUGAGAAGCUCCGUUACCAACAAUACUCAAGCUAAGUCACCUCCCAAAGCCAAGGAUGGCUCUCAAAAGAUCACGAACUUCUUUGCCAAGUGA
Messenger RNA from Aureobasidium musti, 1236 nucleotides. NCBI's taxonomy places the organism in Eukaryota, Fungi, Ascomycota, Dothideomycetes, Dothideales, Saccotheciaceae. The record is from the annotation of a GenBank genome assembly.